Messenger RNA from Fusarium coffeatum, 1644 nucleotides. RefSeq lists its product as uncharacterized. Gene Ontology annotation, molecular function: protein binding. Lineage: Eukaryota; Fungi; Ascomycota; Sordariomycetes; Hypocreales; Nectriaceae. Bases 1 to 1644 code for a protein of 547 amino acids. The record is from RefSeq and is a predicted model, not a curated record. The transcript is spliced from 2 exons. Gene Ontology annotation, biological process: mitotic sister chromatid segregation; microtubule anchoring at mitotic spindle pole body; protein localization to mitotic spindle pole body. Gene Ontology annotation, cellular component: mitotic spindle; microtubule organizing center; MWP complex.
AUGCAGGCCUCGCGUGUUUUCAAAGGUAAGUACCUUCCGAGUCAUUAUGCGGCUCACUUUCCUAUAUGUCUCCUCAACAUCGAUUCGGCAUUGAAGAGAAUCAACGUUAACCAACCAUUGUCAACCCUCACAGCAUCGCCUCACUGUGCUGCCAGUCCUGAUGGCAAGUUUAUUGCCACACUCUCUUCUCAGAGUAUCAUAGUGCGCUCAGCGCCCUCACUCUCGAUUGCACAGACGAUCAAGUUACCGCCAGACCUUACGACCCCCGUGUCCACGUUGGCGUGGGCACCGUCAUCAUCUCGUAUCCUUGUUGCAGGCACCGACCAGAUUCAUGUCUUCUCGAUAGUUGACUCGUCAUUCCGAGCCACGAUCAGGAACCCUGCGACAGGCGGAGGAAAACAAACUCUUGUGCAGUUUGGUGCAUAUGAUGACGAGGUCUUUGCUUGUGCUGCUUUCGGCCUUAAACUUUCUAUUUUCGACCUUUCUACUUCCAAAGCUAUUGAGCUCAACAACCCCAAAUUCUAUCUCCCUUCAUCCGCCCAAAGAGGGUAUUCUUUGCGACCACAGAGUUCUCACCUGGCCAUCUUGACGCGGACAAGUGGACGAGAUGCCCUCAGUAUCCACGAGCCCAAGACGAGACAGACGUUACGAUCUUGGUAUCCAGAAACGGUAGAUGCUCACGGCUUGGCGUGGACCCCUGAUGGGAAAUGGCUCCUGCUGUGGGAAGCCUCGGCACAUGGCCAUAAGCUCCUUCUGUAUACACCCGACGGACAAUUCUUCCGCUCCAUUGGCGCAUCUAGCAUUGCCCAGGGCCAAGACGCUGAUCUAGAGACCGGGAUUAAGUGUUGCAGUCUCAGUCAUGAUGCAUCGUUCUGCGCCAUUGGUGACGGUAGCAGAACAGUGAGCGCUCUCCACACAAGAACAUGGAGAGAUGGCUUGAGGCUUACCCACCCCACCACAGUUGUGCCCAAGGACACACUUCAGGUCUGGCAAGAACAGAUCAACAGCUCCUCCCAAGGGAGUGCCUCUUACACAUUUCUACGCGCAACCCAGAUGGUUUCACCUCCGAGUCGAUUGGUAGAUGGAAAGCCCCCAGCCGAUGUCAAGACAGGAUGUUCCUCUUUGGCGUUCGACGCAUCUUCGACUCUAUUAGUCACUAAACUUGACGACACACCCACUACUCUGUGGAUCUGGGAUGUCACCGCAGCUGAACUUCGGGCGGUGCUUAUGUUCCACUCAGUCGUCGACUUUCAAUGGCAUCCAACCGCCCGCGAGCUUCUAUUGGUGACGUGCCAGGAAGAUAAGUACCGUGGUGUAUCUUUCAUUUGGGAUCCACUAUCUCAAGGGCCCAAAGCAGUCAAUUUGGGGUCUCACCUCCCGAACGGCAAGGUCACUGGUAAAACACGAGCUGCCUGGAUAAAUGGUGAGCCCGAGUUCCCGGUUCUGCUACUGUCGGAUGUGCAAAACGGUAUCUUGAUAUCGUGCGCAGAUACGGCGCAGUGCCCAACGCCCUGGCACGAAGGGGCCACCGGCGAUAGAACGUUGGGAUCGGUGCAUGAUAUCGGAGACACGAUUGACGUAUCCGCUCUGAUGCCAGAUGAUACAUCAACACUGGACGAUACCUUCUCUUUUAAGCACAACUGA